This is a messenger RNA of Panicum hallii, 1517 nucleotides long. Its product is annotated as LIM domain-binding protein 3-like. The transcript has 3 exons. The record is from RefSeq and is a predicted model, not a curated record. NCBI's taxonomy places the organism in Eukaryota, Viridiplantae, Streptophyta, Magnoliopsida, Poales, Poaceae. Bases 216 to 740 code for a protein of 174 amino acids.
UCCUCCUCAUCCAGCAGCUCCACUCAAAGCUUGAGCUUUCUUUUUUCUUGUUUUGUUUUAUUUUCUUGGUAGGAGUAACAAUAGUUCCUGGCUUCUUCUUGCUCCUCCUCUCUCUCUAUCCUAGGAGAGAGAAGUCCAGAGGCAAAAGCUUCAGGGUUGUCUAAAUUUUAGAUCUGAUCAACUAACCAGAAAAACAAAAGAAAAAGGAAUAGAACAUGAGUCACUUCGCCGCCAUGAAGAGCCCCCUUCCCGUCGCCGCGUCCGCCGCCGCCAGCGACUCCAAGAGCCCGCUGUUCUGCCCCAAGCCGCGGCGCCCCGUGGCGCCCCUGCGGUGCCACCAGAGCGGCGGCUACUCGGACGCCGGCGCCGGCGUGGAUCUCCUGGACCUCCUCCUGUCAAAGGGCGAGGAGAGCGGUCUCAUGGCGGCGUCCCCGCAGCCGCCGCUGUUCUGCGGCUCGCCGCCGCGGCGAGCGUCAAACCCGGUGGUCCACGACAGCCGGUUCGGCAUGGACUACCCGCCCAUGCCCGUGCCCCUGCCGGUGCCGCCGGUGGUGGCCGCCCCGGUGCCGGUGGCUCGGCCCAACCCGCGCCCGUCGGUGGCGCCGUCCAUGUCGCCGCGCGGCGCGUCGUGCGCCCGCGCCCGGUUCGCGUUCCAGCCCGCCGCGGUCCGCGUCGAGGGUUUUGACUGCCUCGACCGCAGCCGCGGCGGCCGUGGCCAUGGCAUCACCGCCAUGGCCUAGAUGUGCAUACAACACCAAGUAACCCUGAGACCCUCCUCCUCUCCUCCAUGGUGCAAAAAGCUUCCUUUUGCUACCACAAAGCUCUUGGAGGGGAGGUGAGGAAUUAAGAGGAUCAAUUUGUCCUAAAUUUAACCCCUAAAAACUAUAUAAGCCAUCCGAUCCACCCAUCCAAUCCAUCCCACAGCUAUAUUAUAUUGAGUUUAGGUAAUUUUUACCACAGAUCUUUUUGUAUGUAAAUAAAGUUUCAGGUUCAGGUUCCUCAUGUAAAUUUGGGAGCACUAGCUGGGGAGAGAAUUGGUAGAAAUCCAGAGAGAGGAGCAGGGACAAAGGGCAUAUCAAAAAAAAAGGAGAGCCCUCUUGGAUUAAUCAAAGUUUCCUGAUCUGUCCCUGCCAUCUGUCUGGGAGGAGGAUUUAUUAGUCAUUGGAUUGGGUGGGAGGGAGGUUGGGAUUAGUUAGGUAAUCUGUCCUAGUUCAUCAAUCAAUGAUGCCCUUUUUAUUUUUGGUUUUUGAUGGAAUUGUUUUUGUCCGUCCGUCCGUCCGUCCAUGCAACCAAGAAAUUCCAAGGCCAUGGAGAAUCUGUACAAAAGAGUGAGUGGCUACAAGAGGAGUGAGUCACAGAGCAGCAGCAGCUAGGUUAAGUCAGUCAGCCGAUGAGCUGAGUGAGAGAGACACGAUGAGCACUAUUUGUGAUCUUUUUCUUUUGGACUUUUGUAUAUUGUAAUAUCCUGCUGGGUUUCCAAUGAAGCAAUCUGUAUAAUAUAAUAUAAUAUUAUGCUA